Molecule: messenger RNA, 2319 nt
Organism: Heteronotia binoei (common prickly gecko)
Lineage: Eukaryota; Metazoa; Chordata; Lepidosauria; Squamata; Gekkonidae
Gene: CDK5RAP1
Product: CDK5 regulatory subunit associated protein 1
Exons: 14
Coding region: 164-1945 (593 amino acids)
Biological process (GO): negative regulation of cyclin-dependent protein serine/threonine kinase activity; tRNA modification
Cellular component (GO): mitochondrion; cytosol
Molecular function (GO): 4 iron, 4 sulfur cluster binding; tRNA-2-methylthio-N(6)-dimethylallyladenosine(37) synthase activity
Source: RefSeq, a predicted model, not a curated record
CGUGGCUUUGCAGCCCCUUCCUGGAGGCCGGCGGCACUGCUGGGGCCCGGACGGAGCAGCUGCCUUUGCACGCCCAGCUCGCCCCUUCCGGCUUCCUGAAGGCAGCCCCGCUCCAUGCACGGAGCACAACGAGGGGAGGAGCUGUGAGCCGCAUCUGUGGAAGAUGCAGCCCUUCCACUGCCUUCUGGGUGGCACCAGGUUGCUGCACCGCAGGCCUGCGGGCUGGACAUUGCAGCUGGCGCUGCGAACUUGGAGUUCCGCAUGCUGCAGCCCGGAUUCUGGGGCUCACGCAAAGGAAGCCAAGCAGAUGGGAGGAGGCCUGGAAGCUCUUCGUGCCAAGUUAGCCACCGGGCCGGCCAUGCAGCAUUUUCUACAAGGCGCUGCCGCUGCUCAGGAAAGCUGCCGUUUGCCAGAUGACGCCGAGGAGGAUGCCGAUCACUACCUUGGGGCCAGUGCGCUGGCCAAGGUGCCACGGAAAGUGUAUCUGGAGACUUAUGGCUGUCAGAUGAACGUCAACGAUACGGAGAUCGCCUGGUCCAUCCUUCAGAGGAGUGGCUACCUGAGGACCAGCAGCUUGCAGGAGGCGGAUGUCGUUCUGCUUGUCACGUGUUCCAUCAGGGAAAAGGCUGAGCGGACCAUCUGGAAUCGCCUGCAGCACCUCAUAACCCUCAAGUCCAAGCGGUCUUCCUCCCGGGUCCCUCUCCGCAUCGGGAUUUUGGGCUGCAUGGCGGAGAGGCUGAAGGAGAAGAUCUUGGACCAGGAGAAGAUGGUGGAUGUUGUGGCUGGCCCUGACGCUUACCGUGACCUUCCUCGGCUCCUGGCGGUGGCUGACACCGGCCAGCAAGCUGCCAAUGUUCUUCUGUCCCUGGAUGAAACCUAUGCAGACGUUCUACCUGUCCAAAACAGCACCAGCUCCACAUCUGCAUUUGUAUCCAUCAUGCGUGGCUGUGAUAACAUGUGCAGCUACUGCAUCGUGCCCUUCACCCGUGGCCGCGAGCGGAGCCGGCCCAUCGCCUCCAUCCUCCAGGAAGUGCAGCUGCUGUCUGAUCAGGGCGUGAAGGAGGUGACCCUCUUGGGGCAGAAUGUAAACAGCUACCGAGACACCUCCGAGGUCGAGUUCCUCUCUGCGGCGCCCGCCCCCCUGAGCCGUGGCUUCAGCACCAACUACAAGCCCAAACUGGGUGGCUUGCGUUUUGCGGCCCUUCUGGACCGCGUGUCCCUAGUUGACCCCGAAAUGCGGAUUCGCUUCACUUCCCCACACCCCAAAGACUUCCCAGAUGAGGUCUUCCAGCUCAUGCGAGAAAGGCCCAACCUCUGCAAGCACAUCCACCUCCCUGCACAGAGCGGCAGCACCCGCGUCCUGGAGGCCAUGCGGAGAGGGUAUACCCGGGAGGCGUAUCUGGAGCUGGUGCACCACAUCCGAGCCUCCCUGCCAGGCGUCAACUUCAGCAGUGAUUUCAUCGCCGGCUUCUGCGGGGAGACGGAGGCCGACCAUCAGCAGACAGUCUCUCUCCUGCGCCAGGUCCGCUACAACGGGGCCUUCAUCUUCGCCUAUAGCAUGCGGCAGAAAACCCGGGCGUUUCACCGGCUGCAGGACGACGUGCCCUCGGAAGUGAAGCUCCGGCGGUUGAGGGAGCUCAUGGCCGUGUUCCGGGAAGAGGCUGCUGCGGUCAACGCUGCUGCUGUAGGGCGUGCGCAAGUGGUCUUGGUGGAAGGUCCCAGCAGGCGCUCCCCUUCAGACUUGUGCGGCAGGAACGACGGCAACAUCAAAGUGAUCUUCCCUGACGUAGAGAUGGACGACGGCUCCGGGCUCGGAUCGACAGCGAAGGCCAAACCGGGAGACUACGUCCUGGUGAAGAUCUCCUCUGCGAAUUCCCAGACCCUGAAGGGCGUCCCUCUCCGUCGAACCACCCUGAGAGAAGCGGCAGCUUUCUCAGAAUGCUGACGUGAGCCAGAUCCGGAAAGAACAAAGUUCUAGGGCAUGGAUGCUGGCCGGAGCUUCAGUGUUCCUUAGAAGGAUGUAACUCUACUUAGAAUUCUACUGCUCACGCCUCGUCCUUUCGUUCCUCGCUUCCUUACGGUAGCCUGCCGGAAUGUCACGCCGCUUCCUGGUUUUGGUUUGAAGCCCUGGAUGCUGUUCAGUCGGCUCCAGGAACAACGGCUGUCUCUGUGGAUCGGGGCCACAUAGAGGCUGAGAUAUUCACCUUAGAGCAUCUUUGCCCGGGCAUGCGGAACUUCUCUGCCCACCCAGGGUGAUUGCAGUGCAACGGUGUGUAUGAACGGAAAGGGGAAGAACUAAUAAAUGGAGUAUUUUGGUAA